Molecule: messenger RNA, 1515 nt
Organism: Cetraspora pellucida
Lineage: Eukaryota; Fungi; Glomeromycota; Glomeromycetes; Diversisporales; Gigasporaceae
Source: the annotation of a GenBank genome assembly
AUGAAUACAGUACUUCCAGUGAAUGAUUCAAUCUUAAGUUCAGAUACAAAUAAAAGACUUUGUACUAGAAAAGAGCAAGAGAACAAUGUAUUUAUUAACACCAUGUCUAUUAAUAAUCCAACAAAGAAAGUGUGUCCAGGAGAUGUUAAUCCAGAACAAUGUGUUAUUUCAAAAGUACUCAAUGCAACAAUUCAUCCUCUUGUGUCUUCUUUUUUCGGUCUAGGAAAUGAUCGCAUUAUUGCCAGAUAUAAAAGUUUGAAUCCUCAAAUUGAUGCAAAUGUUUUGAGAAAUUGUUUAGAGUAUGAACCAAAAUUUUAUAAAUGGGCAGCCACUGAUUUCUUUAAUGUAAUUGAUUCGAAUGGUAAACGACAAAUGAUUAUUGUUGAAUCGGGUUCAAGUCCAGCAGGACAAGAGGCAAUGCCCUUGUUAGAUAUAAAUAAAAGACAUAAUGGAUAUAAGUUCGUAACGCAAACAGCAUUUAAACAAGCUCUAAAAGAUGCUGAUCCAUCCCUUGGAGAACUUGCUAUAGUAUGUGAUGUGGCUAGCGAUGAAGCAGAAGCAACUGGGUACGCGGCCGCAAUCUCCGAAGAAACUAAAGAACAUGUUUGGAUUGUAAUGCUUUACGAUGUUGCUAAAUAUGAACAACUUCUUAAAUGGGAGAAUAGAGUUCUGUAUAUCAAAGAUCAAGAUGAAGUUUGGCACCCUAUUAGAGCAUGUUUUAAUCGUAUAGCUUAUAAACCUUGGACUUAUUUUCCUUUAAAUUCUAAGACUGUAGUCUUUAAUAAUACAAUCUCAUGCCUAGCUGGAGGUCACAACAAAAUUAUGGCAUCAAAAUCAUUUGAAUUAUUUAAUACUGAACUUUCCGGAAGUGGGCUUGCUAUUCGUUUUCCAAAAACUGUAUGCAAUAUAAACAAGAGCGAAAUUUUUUCAUGUAUCGAAAAGAUGGGUGGGCAUGCAGUGAUUAAAUCUCCUUAUGGUAGUUGCGGGCAUGGUGUUUACACCAUCACUAAUCCAGAAGAAUUAAAAAAAUUCUUUGAUGCUAAUCAUCAUUACGAAAAAUUUAUUGUACAAUCUCUUGUUGGAAGUGCAUCAUGGUAUACGAAAUUAUGCCCUGAAAAAUAUUACCAUAUUGGUACUGUGUCAAAUUGUCAUAAUCAAACUUUUGUUAAUGACUUGAGAAUGAUGGUAUCUACCGAUGAGACUGGAUUUCAUCCUGUGGUUAUUGUGUCACGACGUGCUCGGGACUCAUGGAAGGUCUUUGGAACAAAUAUAUCUGUUAAAUUAGAUUCUAGUUGGGUGGAAGAACAUGAAAGAUUAAUCACAGUUGACCAGAAAGAGUUUGAUAUUACUGGAUUUGGUAUUGAUGAUUUAAUUGAUGCAUAUGUGCAAACUGUAUUAAGCAUUAUUGCUAUUGAUAAAAUGUGCCAGAAACUUUUUGUUAAUAAUGAGUUCAGUUUUGAAUUAUAUCGCACAUUGAACCCCGAUGAUGUCUUGUUAGAUGAGUUGUUAUUGUAG